Rattus rattus (black rat) is the source of this 1485-nucleotide messenger RNA. It is a transcript of the gene Mfsd2b, whose product is annotated as major facilitator superfamily domain containing 2B. The record is from RefSeq and is a predicted model, not a curated record. Gene Ontology annotation, cellular component: membrane. Bases 1 to 1485 code for a protein of 494 amino acids. NCBI's taxonomy places the organism in Eukaryota, Metazoa, Chordata, Mammalia, Rodentia, Muridae. Gene Ontology annotation, molecular function: symporter activity; sphingolipid intramembrane carrier activity. Gene Ontology annotation, biological process: carbohydrate transport. The transcript is spliced from 14 exons.
AUGUCGGUGCCCCACGGACCCACCCGGGCUCCUGUCGCAGAGCCUCACACCCAGGAGCCAGGCUCGGACAAGAGAGAUGGUCGCCUCUCAGUUUGUACAAAGGUGUGCUAUGGCAUUGGUGGGAUCCCCAACCAGGUGGCCUCCAGCGCCUCAGCCUUCUACCUACAGCUCUUCCUACUUGAUGUGGCCCAGAUCCCCGCUGCCCAGGUGUCACUUGCCUUGUUCGGAGGGAAGGUGUCCGGGGCAGUUGCGGACCCUGUGGCUGGCUUCUUCAUCAACAAGAGCAGAAGGUCAGGGUCUGGACGGCUAAUGCCUUGGGUGCUGGGCUGCAUGCCCUUAAUCGCGCUGGCCUACUUCUUCCUGUGGUUCCUGCCCCCCUUCACCAGCCUGCGUGGGCUCUGGUACACCAGCUUCUACUGCCUGUUCCAGGCCCUGGCUACGUUCUUUCAGGUGCCCUACACUGCGCUCACCAUGAUCCUCACCCCGAGUCCCAGGGAGCGGGACUCUGCCACGGCGUACCGGAUGACCAUGGAGAUGGCAGGAACACUGAUGGGAGCCACUGUCCACGGGCUCAUUGUAUCCAGUGCCCAUGGGUCCCAUAGAUGUGAGGGUACUGUGCACCCUACGGGUACUGCUGUCUCCCCAGAUGUAGCUCGACUCUACUGUAUUGCAGCCGCUGUGGUUGCGUUGACUUACCCUGUGUGUGGCAGUUUGCUGUGCCUAGGAGUGAAGGAGCAACCAGACACUUCUGCCCCAGCCUCAGGCCAAGGCCUGAGCUUCUUCACAGGCCUGGCCAUCACUUCCCGGCACCCACCCUACCUGAACCUGGUGGUCUCUUUCUUGUUCAUCUCAGCUGCUGUCCAGGUGGAACAAAGUUACUUUGUCCUGUUCUGUACACACGCCUCUAAGCUACAUGAUCACGUCCAGAACUUGGUGCUAACCAUACUGGUCUCGGCUGUGCUGAGCACCCCACUGUGGGAGUGGGUUCUCCAGCGAUUUGGGAAGAGGACAUCUGCAUUCGGGAUCUGUGUGAUGGUGCCCUUUUCUAUCUUGUUGGCUGCCGUGCCCUCAGCACCGGUGGCCUACGCUGUGGCCUUUGUCUCUGGCGUGAGCAUUGCUGUGUCCCUGCUGCUACCUUGGUCCAUGCUGCCAGAUGUGGUGGAUGACUUCCAGCUGCAGCACCGGCAUGGCCCAGGCGUGGAGACCAUCUUCUACUCAUCCUAUGUCUUCUUCACCAAGCUGUCAGGCGCGGGCGCCUUGGGCAUCUCUACCCUCAGUUUGGGGUUCGCAGGGUAUGAGGCAGGAGCCUGCCAGCAAGCAGAAGAAGUGGUGGUCACGCUCAAAGUUCUCAUUGGUGCUGUGCCAACCUGUAUGAUCCUUAUUGGCCUGUGCAUCCUCCUGGUUGGCCCCACUCCCAAGACUCCAAGCCAGGACACUUCCUCCCAGCUAAGCCUUCGGAGGAGGACUAGCUACAGCCUUGCCUGA